Molecule: messenger RNA, 1602 nt
Organism: Dioszegia hungarica
Lineage: Eukaryota; Fungi; Basidiomycota; Tremellomycetes; Tremellales; Bulleribasidiaceae
Product: general substrate transporter
Exons: 8
Coding region: 1-1602 (533 amino acids)
Biological process (GO): transmembrane transport; carbohydrate transport
Cellular component (GO): membrane
Molecular function (GO): carbohydrate:proton symporter activity
Source: RefSeq, a predicted model, not a curated record
AUGGUCAACCUUCGCGAUGCCUUCCGAGUCCACCCUGAUGCCAUGGGGCACGUCCCUCCCAAGGAGGUCACCAACAACCGAGUUAUUGCGCUCGGAAUGUUCGGGGCCUGCGCUGCUAUAAUGUAUGGAUACGACCUGGGAUUCAUCGGCGGAGUCAUUACCCUCCCCGCUUUCCUUGCCGACUUCGACCUCACCAAAGCGCCAGCGGACUAUGUCACCAACUUCUCAUCCAACGUCGUCUCUGUCUUCCAAGCCGGAGCCGUCGGCGGAGCCCUCAUCUCGUCUCCCAUGGCCAACGGUCUCGGUCGGCGCUGGUCCAUCAUCAUCAACUUGGUCAUCUAUACUCUGGGCGCGGCACUCAUGACCGGUGCCUCGGGCCAAGCUGGCGUGGGUCUCAUCUACACCGGUCGUCUGCUCACCGGCUGGGCCGUCGGCGCAUCGUCCAUGAUCACCCCCGUCUACGUCGCCGAGUGCAGUCCCGCGCACAUCCGUGGAAGACUAGUCGGUCUUUACGAAGUCGGUGUGCAGUUUGGUACGAUGGUCGGUUUCUGGAUCCCAUAUGCGGUCCUCCAGACUCAAAAAGGAACGGUCCAGUGGCGUCUGCCUUUUGCACUCCAGCUCAUUCCCGCCGUCGCUUGCAUCGUCGCCAUGUGGUUCCUGAAGGAGUCACCGCGUUUCACCGCCAAGAAGUUUGGUCAGGAGAAGGCUUCACACGAUCUCGCCUACAUCCGCGGUCUUCCCGAGGACCACCCUUACGUCCGCGCCGAGCUCAACUCCAUCAUGGAGCAGGUAGCCUUUGAGCACGCCCAAACUGCUUCCCUCGAAAAGUUUACCGCUCUCCGCCGCACUUUCGGCAAGGCCAAUGCUCGCCGACUCAUCACUGGUGUCCUCGUCAUGGUCUUCUUCCAGAUGGCUGGUACCAAUGCUGUCAACUACUACUCGCCGUUGAUCUUCCAAUCGUUCGGUCUUUCUUCUUCAUCCGCCAAGCUCUUUGCUACCGGUGUUUACGGUGUCGUUCGUUUCGUCGCUACCCUCAUCGCCAUGGUCUUCUUCACCGACCGGUUCGGCCGUGUCCAGAUGCUCGUUUGGGGUGGUGGAGCGAUGGCGGUCUUCAUGUGGAUUAUCGGCGCGCUCACCCACACCUUCCCUCCCCAAGCUGCCGGCGCUGCCAUCUCGUCUGCUCAGCUCGCCGCUAUCGUCAUGAUCUUCCUCUGGGCUGUCUCUUUCUGUUUCUCCUACGCUGGUAUCCCAUGGAUCUACUGCGCCGAGAUCUUCCCCCUCGACAUUCGUGUCUUCUGCAUGGCCAUCUGCACCGCCGUCCACUGGCUCUUCAACCUCAUGAUCGCCAAGUCUGUCCCUUACAUGAUUACCAACCUCGUACCCGGUGGAUUGUUCUUUAUCUUUGCUGCUUGCACAACUGUUGGAUCCGUUCUCGAGUAUUUCUUCAUGCCUGAGACCAAGGGCCGUACACUCGAGGAGAUUGAGGCUGCGUUUGAGGGCAAGAAGGUCGGAAGGAGCACAAUGGCGGAGCGGAUGCAGGAGAAGGAGUCUCACGAGUUCAAGGAGCGCAGAGAGAGUGGGGACGACAAGUUGGAAGUGUAA